ACCAUGCCUCGGAGUCCUACGUCCAGUGAGGAGGAGAUGGCCCAGAGUUUCUCUGACGGCUCUGGAGGUUUUGAGACAGACAGCUCCAAGGAGGAGCCUGGCCAUGGAGGUCCUGGAGGGGAAAGGGCCAGCAAGAGGACAGACAGGAGGGCAGAGAGGGACAGGGCUGCCCGUAGGGAGUCACUGGAAUUCUGUGUGGUCAUCCCUGACCUGCAGCAGUCCAAAUGUAUGAGGUUUAAGCCGGAGGCCACGGUGUGGGUUGCUAAGCAGCAGAUCCUGUGUACACUGACCCAGACUUUGAGGGACGUGCUGAACUACGGCCUCUUCCAGCCCGCUGUGGAGGGCCGAGAGUCCGGCUUCCUGGAUGAGGAGUGUCCCCUUAAAGACUACCCCACUCCCACCAACACCAAGGGGGUCCCCACUCUGGAGUUCCGUUAUAAGAGCCGGGUCUAUCAACAGCCAAAUGUGAACGAGAAGCAGAUCGCCAAAAUCCACACGCAGGCUAACUAUAGGAAAUUAAUGGACCACAUUCAGCAUCACCAGCUGGAUAAACUAGCAAAGAUGCUGGAGAAAGGCCUCGACCCAAACUACCACGACCCAGACACUGGUGAAACUCCUCUGACCUUCGCAGCCCACCUGGACAAUGUGGCACAGGUCAUCGCUGUACUGAAACACGGUGGAGCACAUCUUGACUUCAGAUCACAAGAUGGGAUGACCGCUCUCCACAAAGCAGUCAGAGCCAAGAAUCAGGUCACACUGAAGGCUCUACUGGAACUAGGUGCUUCCCCAGACUACAAGGACAGCCAAAGUCUGACCCCCCUGUACCACACAGUCCUGGUGGGAGGAGACUCAGGCUGCUGUGAGCUCCUGCUGAGGGCCCGCGCCACCGUCUCCUGCCACGACGAGAACGGCUGGCACGAGAUACACCAGGCAUGUAGAUAUGGACAUGUCCAGCACUUGGAGCAGCUGUUGUUCUAUGGAGCAGAUAUGAGUGUCAUGAACGCCUCUGGAAACACGGCUCUACACAUCUGUGCUCUAUACAAAGAGGAACACUGUGCCAGAGUACUGCUCGUUCGUGGUGCUGACAAGGAAGUUAAGAACUACAGAAGCCAGACACCAUUCCAGGUGGCCAUCAUCGCAGGAAACUUUGAAUUGGCAGAAUUAAUCAAGAACCAUAAAGAGACUGAUAUUGUGCCUUUCAGGGAGGCGCCGGCCCAGCCCACCCGGCGCCAGCAGGUCCCACGAAGUACACUAACUGCUCCACGGUCUAUGCUCCAACGCUCCAACAGCGACAACAACCUGAACGUGAACAACAGGUCACCCCUGCCCUCACCGAGCCACUCUCCCCUUCGUAGCCUGUCACCCCAUCGGGCCCAGCAGCAGCAGAUGCCCAGCCCCAAUGGAACAGUCAGGACCAUGGGGAAGGGGGCUCCCCGCCCUCCCCGCUCACGUUCGCCCUCCCUGGGGCGCCUGGGGGAGGAGGCACACAGACAGACCCCCCAGCGCCAGCCCAGCCCACACAGGGGUCGGGAAGCGUUCUCUGGUGGCACAGACGGCCAGGGGCCCCAGUGUAAGCUGUACAGUGCUGUGGCAGGGAAGCACUUUGUGGUGACUAAGUCCUACCAGCCACAGUCCGAAGGGGAGAUCACCCUGUACCAGAACGACAGGGUCAAAGUGCUCUCCAUAGGUGAGGGUGGUUUCUGGGAGGGCAGUGCCAGGGGUAAUGUGGGAUGGUUCCCAGCAGAGUGUGUGGAGGAGACCCCUAACCAAGAGGAGAGACCAUAUGCCAGAGCAGACAGGGCUGAGAGGAGAAAACUUUUCAGACACUACACCGUGGGGUCCUACGACAGCUUUGAUGCAUCAAGCAACUGUGUUAUUGACGAGAAGACGGUAGUUCUACAGAAGAAGGAUAAUGAGGGAUUCGGGUUUGUGCUGCGAGGGGCGAAAGCGGACACGCCCAUCGAGGAGUUCACCCCUACACCCGCCUUCCCCGCCCUGCAGUACCUGGAGUCUGUGGACGAGGGCGGGGUCGCGUGGCGGGCGGGGCUUCGCAACGGAGACUUCCUCAUCGAGGUGAACCAGGAAAAUGUGGUGAAGGUGGGCCACAAACAGGUGGUCAAUACGAUCCGACACGGGGGUAACCGGCUCAUCAUCAAAGUGGUGACAGUUAGCAGGAAUCUGGACCCUGAUGACACGGCCAGGAAGAAAGUGGCCACACCUCCACGUAGAGCUCCUCCCACUGCCCUGUCCAGGGCCAUGCGUUCCAAAUCCAUGACCUCAGAGCUGGAGGACCUAGAUAAAGUGGAAGAAAACAUGCCUCCUCAGAAGGACAACUCUAACACUGACAUAAGGAUCGCUAACACAGUCAAAACACGGCCCAACAGCAGGUGCUUGGCCAUGAACCCAGAGAUGAACUCCAUGUGUGAGAGCCAGGACAUGUCGAUGCAGACCCAGACCCAGACCCAGACCCAGCCCAGAGAGCCAGGCAGCCCCAGAGGUCGAGGCCCCUUCCUGGGGGUGCCAAACAGACAGGGGACCAUGAGACGACAGAAGUCCAUAGGAACAUCUGGAAUAACAGAAGAGGAUGCCCCUCAGUUCCUGACCCCUCCCAUGUUGAAAUUCACCAGGAGCCUCUCCAUGCCGGACACAUCAGAGGACAUCCCACCCCCACCCGCCAGCUCCCCUCCAUCUCCCCCUUACAACAACGACCCCAACCCCCCGGGCAGAGGCUACGGCACCAUCAGACACACUGUUCCCAAAGGCACCGCCCCAGAACGAGGGGGGGACCCCAACACGGGCGGCAGGGCCGGAUGGAGGGAACAGGGGGGUAUGUCCUACAGAGAGCCCCAGUCGGAGCAGUAUCAGUCUGAGAACCAACCCCAGGGUAGCCAGAGCCCAGGCCAAGGCCUCACAGCCCAGCAGAGCUUCCUGAACCGCAGGGCUCAGAUCCCAGAGAACCCCUACUCAGACCUGGGGAAGAUGGGCAACCUGGGCCUGUUUGCCCCCAACAAGCCCCAGAGGAGGAAGGGCAUGCUGGUGAAGCAGAACAAGAUUGAGGACAGCCCAGAGAAGACCUGCACCAUCAAAAUCCCAACCAUCAUCAUCAAGGAGCCGUCUACAUCUAGCAGUGGGAAGAGCAGCCAGGGCAGCAGUAUGGAGAUAGAGACUGGUGCCCAUGACCACCCAGGACAGCUCCGGCCAGAUGACGGACACAACCCCAGCAGUCCCUUUGCCACGGCCAUGGCGGGCGCCGUGCGGGAGCGUGAGAGGAGGAUGGUGGAGUCUCACCAGAACUCCCCAUCCUACAGGUUCACCGACCAGGGCGACGAAGACUCGCCUCCCGCGCCUGCGCCUCGCCUCCGCCACUCCAAGUCCAUCGAUGAGGGAAUGUUCAGUAGUGACGAGCGCCUGCGUCGCCUCAUGGCCCCACCUGCCUCGCUGCUCAGCAUCCCCAGAAGAGGGUGUAACAUGACGGUCUUCAACACCCCAGAGCCCACCAUUGUGAGAGAGCCGCUCCACACGCGCACUGGCCACCACAGCCCGGUCAGUCUCCCUGCCAAGACCUAUACCUCCAGUAGUGGGCACUACGUCCAUCCAGUCACAGGGAAGCCUCUGGACCCCAACUCCCCUCUGGCCCUGGCUCUGGCUGCACGGGACCGGGCCAUGAGAGAGCAGUCCCAGCCUCUCCCGCUGAAGACUGAACCGCCUAAACCUGACCUGAACAAGCCUCUGUUCAUCGACACCAAGCUGAGGACAGGCAUGGGCGCAAAUUUCUCCUCGACCGCGACCAUGGGUCGACCGGGCAGGGCGGGGCUUCGUAGGCAGAUGACCGAGGCCAAGUACGAGACAGAGUCCAAAUACGACCACCCUUUGGCCAAAGACAAGGACAAGAGUCUAUCCCGUCCUCAGAGAGAAGAGGAGAAGAAGAACAUGUUGAUAGACAUUGUGGAUACGUCUCAGCAUAAGUCAACUGGGCUGCUGAUGGUCCACACCACUGACGAGAACAACCUGUCUGAGGGGGAGAGGGACGGGGCGGUCAGUCCAGACAGCACCCCCAGUGAGCUCCGGGACCCCAACCAACCUAACACCCCCAAAAUGGCCUCCCCUAACCCCCACAAUCCCCAUUCUAUGGGCCCUGGACCCAGAGGUAGUAAGACCAUGAUCACCGUCACCUCAGUGGACGAGCCGGUCAAACUACCCUUCGGUAUCCCCCCUCCACCCUGUGUUCCCUCUGUGGACAUCGACGAUGAGUUCUUUGCUGACCCACUGCCACCGCCGCUGGAGUUCGCCAACAGCUUCGACAUCCCAGAGGACCAAAAGGGGGCGAUCGCUGAGCUCCUCAAACAGCAACGAAAUGCUGGCAGGGCCCCAUCGUCUCUAGCCCCCUUCUAUCCCCAUCACGGUAACACCGCAGGGCACCCUGACCAGACCACGAUCAAACGGCCAGCGGUGCUCACCAACUGUACGCCCCCCAGCUUCCCCCCCGCCCUCUUGGAGAGCUACGAUCCUAUCAGUGACUCGGGCAUCGAUGUGGAGCCGGACAGCCGCAGUAGUGGAGACCCCCAGCUGGAGACUACAAGCACUGUGUCCACUGUGUCUAGUAUCUCCACGCUGUCGUCAGAGGGCAGCGAGGCGCUGGACAACACAUGUACGGUCUAUGCAGACAGACAGGCCUUUCUGGUGGACCGGACUUCAAAGUCAAGAACCAGGCAACCUGCCGCCAACAAGAGCAACGCACUUUACAAGGACCCCGCCUUGAUGGAUAGAGAGGAGAACAUAACAACUUUCGGCGCACCCUUCUCCAUCCCGCCGCCUCCACCCGGGGCUGGCGUCCCCUCAGAGCCCCCCAGAACACCAACUCAAAGAACCUCCAAGCUAUGGGGAGACCCUCCAGGCUCUAACCCCCAGGACAUGCAGAACAAGGACAGGACACCAAAGCCAGGGGAGGGGAUAGACCCUUCUUCCUCAGGAUGUAGGACUGUUUUUGGAUCAAGGGGUCCGGACAGUGGGUCCCUCGCCUCAGGUACACAGCGGAAUACCACAGUCUCUUUUGCUGCCCAGCUCCCCCUGAAUGUGCCUGCCCCAUCUCCAAACCAACAGACAGAGAACCUCCCCCACCACCAAGCCCCCAGCCCCAUCCUCUCUCCCCCAGACUCAGGCCUCGGCUGUGCCUCCUCUCUCCCUGCCACCUCCCCCACCCUAUCAGACGUGUUCGGCCUUCCCACCCCCCCUCUCAGCCUGGGCACGGGGAGCAGCCGCUCGCCCUCCCCUCUCACCCUCAUCCAGGCCGUCUCCAACAAGCCUUUUGCCACCAAGCCGGUUCUGAUGUGGAGCAAACACGACGUGGCCGACUGGCUGGAGAGCCUAAACCUGGCUGAGCACAGAGACACCUUCAUGGACAACGACAUUGAGGGCAGCCACCUGCCUAGCCUGCAGAAGGACGACCUCAUAGACCUAGGGGUGACCAGGGUCGGACAUCGGAUGAACAUAGAGAGAGCUUUGAAACUUCUGAUGGAUAGAUGAGAAGUGGAGAGGAUGAUGAGGUCUCUGAGUUUCCAACGCUACAACUUCACAACAGGCUUCUAAGUUCAUUAUGAAUUAUGUCCAUAACAAUCAUUUUUAUUUACGUUGACUUAUUUAAACUAUACUUACUAAUUAAUUGUUAUGAUGAUGCUUGUUUUGUUGAAACUUAGGAAUAUCCUCAUGUAUCCUGAAGAAACUGCAACUUGAAACAACACUGCAGUUUUCUGAAUAAGCAAGAAGGUCCCCCAGAGUGGGAUAGAGCGGUCACAGGUGAGACAGAGCUGCUCUGUCAGUAGGAUGGAAGGAAGGAAGUAGAUACACAGGGACCUGGCUGUAAUGUGGAAAAUACUACACUAUCAAACACAACAGCAGCCUAAUCGCUAUGGGAUUUAAGGACUUCUGAAAUCAACCUCAUUUAAAUGCAAAACCAGAACCAGCUUUGCAGGGGUUUCAUUUUCUACUGUUUCUCAUUUAGAAAUUAUGCGGUGAAUAUCUUUGUAGGAAAAAGGGGAAACAUUUACAGUUUCGACUGUAUCUGCACUUCUGCUUGUGAAAUGAAGUUUUCUCUCUCGCCCUUUUCACUGGGUUGUAGGUUGAUUUUAGAGACAGUACAGUGUAUUCUCUGACACAGACAUGUAUACCCUGAAAGGAGAUCACAUCAGAUGAAUUUCUAAAUUGGUACAGUAGCAAAGUUGUUGCCCUUAGUUUUCACUUGCCAUGUAUUCAAUCUUAUUUCAAUAGCUGGCCUUGUUUACUUGAGGGUUUUAAACACAGUAUUGAAAAUGUAAAUUCAAUUGUUCAUAAAUCAUUAUACUGUCUUCCACAGGAAGCUGAACUGUGUGCCAACAGCUCCCCCUACUGUAGUCUCCUGAACAUGACAUGGCACAGUGCUUGGCACUGGCAGUCAGGGCUUUCCAAUCGUCAACCAUCAUGCUUUCUUUCACAGUCUUCUAUGUCCUCUGAGAGGAAUAACACACAUUAUCACAUUAGUUUAUUACUGUAUACCCUGAACUAAUGUUUAGGGCUUUGGGGUUGAAGACAUUCUAUCAGGAAUGAAUGACCCAGAGUUACAGGGUUGGGGUCAAUUCCAUUUCAAUUAAAGGUAGAGUCAGCGAUAUGACGUAGAUGCACAAAGUAAACAGCAUAGUGGGUCAAUUUUACGCAACGACUUAGAGAGUUAGAUUGCGACGCUCAGCUUCUCUGCUGUUUUGGUCCCGUGGCUACCAUGUUGUAAGUGCGUGAAGUGAACCCGUGCACAUGCACAGAUACUGUGUGUGACUGUGUGAGAGUGAAGUCUUGAAUCUUGCUCAUUUCAAUAUCUGUGGUGCUGCUCGCUCAACGUCAUUUUGCAGACUCUGUGGAAGUAAACUGAAUUUCCAAUUCUACAUGUUUCGCAACGAGAAGCAUUGAGUAAAAUUGAAAUGGAAUUUCAAUGUAUUUCCUGGUUGAAAAGGAAUUGACCCCAACACUGCAUGUUGUUGAAGACAGAUAUCAGUCAAGUGUAUGCACUAUAUGGGAAAAAGUAGGUGAACAAACACUAAACCUGGUAUCAGAAUGAGAAGAGUUCAACUUGUUUGGCAAGCAAAGAGAGACACAGAUUCCACUAGGAAUCAAUUUGGUAUGAAUGUUUACUUUUUGUGUAUGAUAAUUGAACUAUUAGAGAUGUAUUUAAUUUAUGGUGGUGUUUUGAUGUGUUUUGUUGAAGAGGAAGACAUUUGUAUGCAUCCACAGAGCUAAAAACCCACUGGGCAAAAACUGGUCGAAUCAACGUUGUUUCCACGUCAUUUCAACCCCAAAAUGAAAUGU
This is a messenger RNA of Coregonus clupeaformis (lake whitefish), 7329 nucleotides long. RefSeq names its product SH3 and multiple ankyrin repeat domains protein 2. Gene Ontology annotation, cellular component: dendritic spine; postsynaptic density; postsynaptic membrane. The transcript has 21 exons. Lineage: Eukaryota; Metazoa; Chordata; Actinopteri; Salmoniformes; Salmonidae. The record is from RefSeq and is a predicted model, not a curated record. The coding region runs from base 4 to 5523 and encodes 1839 amino acids. Gene Ontology annotation, molecular function: ionotropic glutamate receptor binding; synaptic receptor adaptor activity.